This is a messenger RNA of Suillus fuscotomentosus, 347 nucleotides long. RefSeq lists its product as uncharacterized. Lineage: Eukaryota; Fungi; Basidiomycota; Agaricomycetes; Boletales; Suillaceae. Bases 86 to 256 code for a protein of 56 amino acids. The record is from RefSeq and is a predicted model, not a curated record. The transcript has a single exon.
UGUCCUACCGCCGCCGACGAAGUGUAAGACCCAUUCAAGCUUCUCGUAUCAAAACUGAAAUAGCCCUUGUUCCAUAUCCUAUCAGAUGUGCUAUCGACAGCUGCGUUUCACAAAAAAUACGGCAUGCGGUCAUCUUACAUUCCAAGGCGACACUUACAUUGACUGUCUGGCACGAGACUGCAUCCUCAGCACAAGUCAUCCGACCACGUGCGGAUCGCCGGCGAGACCAUGCAAUUGCCGUCGGUAUUAUAGGUAAGCCACCAUCGUGAUAGCUUUUUUUGCUUCCGCGAAGCUUUCUGUCGCUUAUUGUUAUUCUCCAGUCAACCCCAGCGGCUGGUCACAUCAGA